UUGUACUCACGGACGUGCUCCAGCUCCAAGGGCUGCGAGGAGAGCGCGGUCGGCGGACUGAGGAGAUUCGGACUCCGGGCUCAUUUAAACUCCACCAGAAUGGAAUACGUUCAGUAAACCAUCUUUUGGAGGAGUUGCGGGGACCCUGUGCCAUGGCCGUGGACGCUGCCGCUAGUUUUAGUUUCUGUCGCCCAGCUGUGGAGUACAAGGCCCUUCCCGAGGACUUCAAGUACCACCUCUCCCGCUGCACCGGGGGGAACCUGACCUGGCAUGAGGGCCGCAGCCAGAAGACGGCGGGGGGCCGUACAGUCAAACUCCUGCAGCAGCCAGGCACUGAAGGACUGCAGCUGCGUACAGGCGAUUCCUACUCCGUGUACCACACCAGUCCCACCAUCCCCAGUCUGUCUCGGCCAGUGGUGCUGUGGAGUCAACAGGACGUGUGUCGCUGGCUGAAGAAGCACUGUCCACACAACUACCUGACCUACGUAGAGGCCUUCUCCCAUCACGCCAUCACAGGCCGUGCUCUGCUGCGACUGAAUGGGGAGAAGCUGGAGCGCAUGGGGCUGGUGCAGGAGACCCUCAGACAGGAGCUGCUCCAGCAGGUGCUGCAGCUCCAGGUGCAGGAGGAGGGACGAAACCUGCAGCUGCUCAGCAGGGGUUUGUGUUCGUUCGGAAACCUGUCAUAAUCCAUCCAUCCGUGGACCCACUUGCCCAGGCAUGGCAGAGAGCGAGAGACCGAGAGUGAGCCAGAGAGGAAAGGGCAUCGGACCGUGCUAGGGGACGGGGGGUGGGGUGUAUAAGUGUGUUUGUGUGCGCGUGAGUGUGUGUGUGUGUGUGUGUGUGUGUCUGUCAGAGCCUCCGGCCCUGAGGCUUCUGAGACAGAUAGCGCCAGGCUGGACCAGAGCACUGGAAACGGACUUCUUGAGAGACAUGCUGGAAAGGCCUCCCAUCGAGGCCCCCCGACUGCAGCCUCCUCUCAUCACACACUCAGUGGAGCGGUGUGCCGUAGCCCGCAGCAGUGGACAGAGGAGGCCUGAGAACACGGGGAGGGCAAGGAGAGCAUGUUGAGCACUGAGCUCUCCUCUACUGCUGCUUCUGCUUCUGCUUCGGCUUCUGCUCUUCCAUCGUCUCGUUUUCCCCCUUAUUUGUUGUUGGCGGCAGACGGGCCGAGCUGGGAACCGAUUCCAUGUUAUUGUCUUUCUCAUCGCUGGACUUAAGAGACAUCCUGAGAGUGAGAGUGGAGAGUGAGUGAGUGUGUGUGUGUGUGUGUGUGUGUGUGUGUGUGUGUGUGUGUGCAAAUGUAUGUUUGUUGGUUUGUUUGUUUGUUUGUGUGUGUGUGUGUGUGUGUGUGUGUGUGUGUGUGUGUGUGUGUGUGUGUGUGUGUGUGUACUGUAUAUGUACAGUAUGUGUGUGUUUGUGUGUGUGUCCCUAAUUGCGCACCAGCACAACUGUUUGGUAGAAGUGGAAUGGACUGUGCAGUGUGCAGACUGCGCCGCAUGCUUCAAAGUCGCCCCAGAUGACAGAAGGCAGAUGCCAACAAAGGAGAGAAUGCAUGAGUCCCUCUUCGCCCCAAGGACCCAGUUCUUCCAUCAAACAGACCAGUACUCAUUGACACUAAAAAGCGCUGGGACUUCACAAGACAUUGUCAUGCAUACGGCAUACUCACUUUUGCAUAAGGAAUACCAAUAAGUUACUUUAAAAGCAUUUAUUUGCCCCAUAUGUUUAUGUUAGUAUAGGUAAAUGGAAACAGAUUGAUUGAUUGUGUUUUGAUAUUUAUAGUACUAUCAAUAGAACUUAUUAUUUUACCAUAUGGACUGGCAUCUCCUGAUUAUUUGACAUGUCAGAGAUAUAGGCAUCGAUUGUUAUGCUAAAUUGGAUUGUGUCAGUUGCCCAACGGCUAGAAUGAUUGAUAAUGAAUUCCCACCAGUAGGCUAUGUUAUGUUUUGUUGUUCGAGCCAUGUGUCUGGGUGAUGUAUGACCUAUUCUAAGAUCCUUCCAUGAGAUAUGUCCAGCAAAUUGUGUUGACACAAGUGACCUCAAGGGAGAGGUGAUCACUAUAAUUGCAAAUGUAUUUGGAGUCACUUGUUUGCCAGUUCAGUUGAUGCCACUGAUCAGUAUCUGCCAGAAACAAUAAAACCAAAUCAGUUAGAUUUGUCAAAGGUGGUCACCAUUAAAUUAGGCUGCAACACAUGUAUCAUGUCCUACCAUAUGGCGUAAACGAAAUGACUGUAAAAGACUUCUGAAACACAUCCAGACAGUUACAAGACAUAUAGCCUACUGCUGUUUAAUAUUGUUGAGUUUGCUUAUUAUUAAGUCAGUUUUACCUUUCUGCGUGAUGUACCCAGUUAUCGGCGACAAAAAUAAAAUGUACAAAACCUGUGGUGUUCUUUUGUGAAGAGACAACUGGGUAUAUACUGCCAUCAUCUGGUGGUUGAAAAUAGCAUUCCCGGCCAUAUAGAUCAUAAAUCCAAGAUAUGAUAGCCUACUCGCUGUUAUCAAAGUAAGUCAUUUUCUGUGCGCUAUAAUAAAUGGAUGAAACUGA
Sardina pilchardus (European sardine) is the source of this 2542-nucleotide messenger RNA. It is a transcript of the gene samd10a, whose product is annotated as sterile alpha motif domain containing 10a. Bases 153 to 686 code for a protein of 177 amino acids. Gene Ontology annotation, cellular component: cytoplasmic side of plasma membrane. Gene Ontology annotation, molecular function: protein binding. Gene Ontology annotation, biological process: cell surface receptor protein tyrosine kinase signaling pathway. The record is from RefSeq and is a predicted model, not a curated record. Lineage: Eukaryota; Metazoa; Chordata; Actinopteri; Clupeiformes; Clupeidae. The transcript is spliced from 5 exons.